Molecule: messenger RNA, 1072 nt
Organism: Pelagomonas calceolata
Lineage: Eukaryota; Pelagophyceae; Pelagomonadales; Pelagomonadaceae
Source: the annotation of a GenBank genome assembly
AUGGUCCUUGCCAUCGCGCGCCGCAAUGGAAUCGAAAUGGAGGGCACCGACGACGCGGAACGCUUCUGCGCCGCGCAACGCGCGAAACGGUCGUUCCGCGACCUGCAGGAAUUCCUCGACCUGUACUACUCGUCGUGCGAUGUGUUACGGACCGAACAGGACUUUUUCGAUAUUUGCGCCGCCUAUCUCGCUCGAGCUCACGCGAAUCGGCAGUGCACAAAUCAAACGUCGCUGCGGCCACCCGCCUCACAGAUUGAUUUGUACACAGGCAAAUGGCGUGGUCCGCGCGGAGAUCUUCUUCGAUCCGCAAACGCACAUGGUCGAACGCAACGGCCUCCCACUCGCGAUGGUCGUAAAUGGUCUCUACAGCGCGUGCGCGGCGUCGCCCGUCGACGCGACGUUGAUCAUGUGUUUCCUUCGCCACCGUCAUCCGCCGCUGGCGCCGGCCGACGAGGCCGAAAAGAUCCUCGACGAGGCCCUCGCCAACCACAAGCAUCAAAUAAUAGGCGUCGGCCUCGACUCGUCGGAGGCGGGUCAUCCACCACGACUCUUCGAGCGCGUCUUCGCCAAGGCGCGCGCGGCGGGGCUGCGUUGCGUGGCUCACGCGGGCGAGGAGGGGCCUGCGUCGUAUGUCACCGAGGCCCUCGACCUCCUACAAAUCGAGCGCGUCGACCACGGCGUGCGGUCCCUCGAAGACCCCAUGUUGCUCGCUCGCCUGGCGCGCGACGGCAUCCCCCUCACGGUCUGUCCGUGCUCGAACCACCGGCUACAGGUGAACCGGCGCUUUUUUGGAGGCGAGAACCCGACGCGCCAGCUGCUGACCAAGGGCCUCAAGGUGACGCUGAACUCCGACGACCCGGCGUAUUUCUUCGGGCACACCGAUAAAUAUGGGAAGACACACGGGGGCUACGUCGAUUCGUGCUACCACGCGACCGCGCGCGAGUGCGGCCUCACCGCGGACGAGUGCGUCCUCCUCGCGCGCAAUUCGCUCGAGGCGACCUUCGCCGCGCCCGAAGAAAAGGCCGCGCUCGUGGCGAAGCUCCGCGCCUACUGCGAGGGCUUCUCCGCGUGA